This is a messenger RNA of Aureobasidium pullulans EXF-150, 1125 nucleotides long. RefSeq lists its product as uncharacterized. The transcript has 2 exons. Bases 1 to 1125 code for a protein of 374 amino acids. Lineage: Eukaryota; Fungi; Ascomycota; Dothideomycetes; Dothideales; Saccotheciaceae. The record is from RefSeq and is a predicted model, not a curated record.
AUGCACGGAGAAGUGCUGCACCACCUCGUGCGCCGUGGCUACGAAGCCAUGAGCGACAGCGAGUCUCGCCAAACAAUCGUAGCUGAAGUCAGCGCUGUCGAGAUGCUUCCUAUCAUCCUCACUGGUGCUCUUUUCGCCUUCAUCUUGGCUUCGGUCAGAUACACCCUUGGAGGUGUCGUGGCCAGCCUGGCCAUGAUCGAAGAACGCCAGACCACUGUCGUCGAGACACGUACCCUCGCUAUCGAUGAAAAGGAGGAUCCCGAUGCUCCUUUGGACAAGGCUCGCUUGAUCGAUGAGGAGGUUAUGGUCAUCAACCAGACUCCCCUGACAUCUAGCAUCCGCAAGACUGUCCAACACCUGACUUCAAUCGGUGGUUUCAGAGCCCGCUGGAGAGGUCUCGGCUGUGCUCUCAUCUACAACCUCGUCCACUCUUUGACCGUCAGCUUCAUCUCCAUGGCCAUUGCUGCCUUCACCGGCCUUCCCGUUGUAGGACGCGUCUUCGCCAACAUCGCUGCCAACGUCCUCUGCGCUCGCAUCCACAUGGUCUGGACCCACACCGUCGUGUCUGAGCCGUCAUCCAUGACCUGGUCCCAGCGCCUCUCCCAAACUGACAGGAAGACCUGGCGCGUUCUUGCCCUCCCUGCCUUCGUUCACUCGAUCGCCGAGCUCGCCACCUACGGUCUGCCUGUUGCCAUGUUCCUCUUCGUCGGACCCGAGAUCACUGGUGACAUGGACAACGAGCACUUGCUCGCCAGAGGCGCCAUGUCUCUUCUUGCCUUCAUCAUGCUGAACGUCUUGAUCUUGCUCCCCGCCACCGUGACCCGUACUCGUGUCGAGGCCAGCUUCUUGCCCGAGGAGGACAAGACUAUUGUUCCCUUCGACCGUACCUUCAACGGUGCCAUCAACAUGCUUUCCCUCGACACUCGUGCUGGCCGCAAGAGCCUGUUCAUCGAGGCUUGGCGCUCGUUCGAUAUGGCCAGCAGAAUCCGUCUGGUCAAGUUCUUCGUCAAGGAAGCCGCCAUUGAGCUCUUCUUCUCUGUUACUGCCACUAUCGCCAUCGGCGCCCAGGUUGUUGCUUUGGGUAUGUCCAAGGACAACGUCGUUGUUGCCAUGGAUGGCAUGUAA